Molecule: messenger RNA, 855 nt
Organism: Closterium sp. Naga37s-1
Lineage: Eukaryota; Viridiplantae; Streptophyta; Zygnematophyceae; Desmidiales; Closteriaceae
Source: the annotation of a GenBank genome assembly
AUGAUGAUUCGACCGCGUUCGCAAAGGAGCGGAAACGUAGAGAUGGCUUCUCAUUGUCGCGCCAACUCCACCGUCGGCUUAAGCUCCCAAUCAGCUGCCGCAGCUGUCGCCGCUUCGAUUCCCUCUCGAAGCGCCCUCGCCUCCAGAAGACCGCUCCGCGCACCGCCGACGCUGGCCCUCGGCGCGCUUCACUCCCUCGCUCUCAACUUCUUCGCUCUCCUCUGCCUCGCGCUGCUCGCCGUCUCCCCUCUCGCCUCCGCUCGUUCCUUCGACAAUGCGCCGCCAGCCGCUGUCCCCCCUCCACCGCCUCCUUCCCCUCCUUCUGGCAGCUGCGACGCGACUACACAUGCCUGUGGAAGCUGCAGCCCCACCUCCGCCGCCACCCAAUGGGGGCCACGACUUCACGUUCCUGUGGAAGCACGUUUCCAAUCACCUCUCUUCACCUCUCUGUACCUCUCUAUUCCUUUCUCCUCUGUCAUCCGUUUCCCUCCCCCAGCUGCGGUCCCCCCUCCGCCCCCACCCUCCCCCCCCUCGGGCGGCUACGACUACACGUGUCUGUGGAAGGACGUCUCGAAGACCAACUGCAGCGACAAGAGCGUCGGGCCGUGGGGCAUCCUCACCUUCAUCGUGCUCCUCGUAGCCGCUGGACUCAUCAUCUGCACGCCCUUCUUCAUCCUCUACCGGCAAACUCAGCGCGGGUCCCAGAAGCUGCGCAUCUGCUGCUGCGGGCGGAAGUAUCCGGAAUAUGCGGAGGUGGAGGCGCGGGCUGCUGCGAAUUCAACGGACAUGCCGCGUCCGCCUGAAGUGUCAAAGUUCAGAAGCAUGAGCACAAGCUCAAGCACGGAUAAGACAUGA